AUGACCCGUUCUCGCCGGCAAGAGCGCCUCUCUGGCGGCCGCGCGAGCUCCGAGUCCUCGGCUUCGACGUCGCCCGAGCGCUGCCCCGACGACGACAACGACUCCUUCAUGUUGCAGCCCAACGAUUCCCAGUCGUCCAUCGCUCCUUCCACCUCCGAGGAAGAGACGUAUGCCCGCGAGAUGGAGGAGAGGUGUCGCCUCUCACCCAUCAGCCGGCUUCCCGCUGAGCUCAUGAUCUCCAUAUUCGCCAAGCUCUCGUCGCCCGCCGACCUGAAGUCAAGUAUGCUCGUAUCCAAGGACUGGGCGCGGAAUAGUGUAGGCCUGCUGUGGCACCGCCCACAGACCAACAAAUGGCCGAGCGUGCACAUAGUGGUUCAGGCCGUCAGAAAGGUGGAUAGCUAUUUUGACUACCAGACUCUGGUCAAGAGACUCAAUCUCUCAACCCUCGGUGUCGAGGUCAGCGACGGCACUCUGCAGCCCUUUUCGAGCUGCAAGAGAGUUGAGCGCCUGACUCUGACCAAGUGUGUCAAGCUCACGGACCUCAGUCUUGAGGCCAUGUUGGAAGGCAACCGUAGCCUUCUGGCCCUAGAUGUAACCGAGUUGGAAAAUCUCACGGACCGGACCAUGUUCGCCCUCGCGAAGAACUGCUUGAAGCUCCAGGGCCUGAACAUCAGCGGAUGCAGGAAGAUCAGCGAUGAGUCUCUGGAAGCCGUUGCUCGGAGCUGCAGGAAUGUGAAGAGGCUCAAAUUCAACCACUGCGCCCAGAUCACCGACAACGCUGUCAUGGCGUUUGCCAACAACUGCCGCUACAUCCUGGAGAUAGACCUGGAAAACUGCCGGAACCUGGAAGAUGCCUCGGUCACGGCCCUGAUUAGAGAGGGCAAACAUCUCCGAGAGCUCCGCCUUGCGCACUGCACCCGCAUCACGGACCACGCCUUCCUCAACUUGCCGCCGGAUUCCACAUACGAGAGCCUCCGCAUCCUCGAUCUAACAGAUUGUGGGGAGCUCAACGACGUCGGCGUCCAGAAGAUCAUUGCGGCCGCCCCACGUUUGCGUAACCUUGUCCUGGCCAAAUGCCGUCAGAUCACCGACCGUGCCGUCGCGGCGAUCACGAAGCUUGGCAAGAACCUCCACUACAUCCACCUCGGCCAUUGUUCGCGGAUUACCGACACUGGUGUUCAGCAAUUGAUUCGAAUGUGCACGCGCAUCCGCUACAUUGAUCUCGCCUGCUGUCAAAAUCUGACGGACAAGUCUGUCGAACAACUGUCAACCCUCACCAAGCUCAAACGGAUUGGCCUGGUCAAGUGCGGCAACAUCACCGACAAGAGCAUCACCGCACUUGCCAGACAAAGGCACCAAGGGGCAAAUGGACAGGCAGUCCCGUGCUCGCUUGAGCGUGUGCAUCUCAGCUACUGCACGCUCCUGACGCUCAAUGGGAUUCAUGCUCUGCUCAACAACUGCCCUCGCUUGACCCACUUGAGUUUGACAGGGGUGCAGGCAUUCCUGCGCGAGGAUCUCUUGGUGUUCUGCCGUGAGGCUCCACCGGAAUUCAACGAGCACCAACGUGACGUCUUCUGUGUGUUCUCAGGCAACGGAGUUGCUCGGCUGCGCGACCAUCUUAACCAGGAAGAGACGAACCCGACAUACGAGACUGACGGUACCAUGUACGACGAUGGUGACGAUGCCGACAUGGUUGUCAAUGUCAAUGUGCACCAGCAAGUGACGGCAAUGAUGGGUGCAACCGCCAUUGGCGAAGAGAUGGACGAAGACUUUGGCGACGGCAGCGAAGUGCUCGGCUGA
Diplodia corticola is the source of this 1800-nucleotide messenger RNA. Its product is annotated as ubiquitin ligase complex f-box protein grr1. The coding region runs from base 1 to 1800 and encodes 599 amino acids. The transcript has 4 exons. Gene Ontology annotation, molecular function: protein binding. NCBI's taxonomy places the organism in Eukaryota, Fungi, Ascomycota, Dothideomycetes, Botryosphaeriales, Botryosphaeriaceae. The record is from RefSeq and is a predicted model, not a curated record.